This is a messenger RNA of Larimichthys crocea (large yellow croaker), 6879 nucleotides long. It is a transcript of the gene clcn2c, whose product is annotated as chloride channel 2c. Gene Ontology annotation, biological process: transmembrane transport; chloride transport. Gene Ontology annotation, cellular component: plasma membrane. Gene Ontology annotation, molecular function: voltage-gated chloride channel activity. The coding region runs from base 278 to 3076 and encodes 932 amino acids. The record is from RefSeq and is a predicted model, not a curated record. The transcript has 26 exons. NCBI's taxonomy places the organism in Eukaryota, Metazoa, Chordata, Actinopteri, Sciaenidae.
AUCCCACUUCAAACCACCUAAGUCCCGCCUCGCAGUGUGUAUCUUAGCUGGGCUGACUUGAGGCUAUAAAAUGAAGGAACUUACUGUAAUCGGGACGCAUUCUGUAGUUGGAGUUCCCUAUGUGAACUCCCAUACAGAAACUAAAGUCAGUCCAAUGCUUUAAUCAGUGCUCACACACACACACGCAGAGAUAGCGCUGCCGGGUUUCCUCUCACUUUGAAGCUGAAAAGAACAGACCAAGUCGCCGGGUAGAGACCGUGCCGAGAGAGGGAGAGCCAUGGCAGGGGACGGGUCAGACCAGCGGGCGCUGCAGUAUGAACAAACUCUGAUGUAUGGUCGCUACACCCAGGAGCUCGGGGUGUACGCCAAAGAGGAGGCCGCUCGGCUGAGGGAGAGCGGGCAGAGGCGAUCAGUCAGCGAUCGAAGCCGGACCCUGGACCUGCUGGAGUACGACAAGGGACGCUGUGCCAAGUGUCGCAGGUCAGGGUACCCGUAUGUUCUGGAAUCCCCAGCCCACGACUUUAUCUCUGUCUGCACGGUUCGCUGUCAGAAGUUCCUGAUCUCGCGGGUCGGGGAGGACUGGAUCUUCCUCAUCCUGCUGGGACUCCUCAUGGCGCUGGUCAGCUGGGUGGUGGACUUUUGCAUCGCCAUCUGUCUACAAGCACAGAAGUGGAUGUACGGCGGUCUGGACAGUAACGUGUUUCUGCAGUAUCUGGCCUGGGUCACUUACCCUGUAGUGCUCAUCACCUUCUCGGCCGGCUUCACUCAGAUUCUCGCCCCGCAGGCUGUUGGUUCAGGUAUUCCAGAGAUGAAGACCAUCCUGAGAGGAGUUGUGCUGAAGGAAUACCUCACCUUCAAAACUUUUGUGGCCAAAGUCAUCGGCCUCACCUGCGCUUUGGGCAGCGGCAUGCCCCUGGGCAAGGAGGGUCCUUUCGUACACAUCGCCAGUUUGUGUGCAGCUCUCCUCAGCAAGUUCAUGUCCCUGUUUGGAGGAAUUUAUGAGAAUGAAUCGAGAAACAUUGAGAUGCUGGCAGCAGCCUGUGCUGUGGGAGUGGGCUGCUGUUUUGCUGCCCCCAUAGGAGGUGUGUUGUUCAGUAUUGAAGUAACGUCCACGUUCUUUGCGGUGAGGAACUAUUGGAGAGGUUUCUUUGCUGCUACCUUCAGUGCCUUCAUCUUCAGAGUACUGGCUGUUUGGAACCGAGACGAAGAGACCAUCACAGCCCUUUUUAAAACCCGUUUCCGGCUAGACUUUCCCUUUGACCUCCAGGAGCUUCCUGCCUUCGCUGUCAUUGGUAUUGCCAGUGGUUUCGGCGGGGCUUUGUUUGUCUACCUGAACCGACUGAUCGUCCAGUUCAUCAGGAAACAGAAGGCCAUCAACAGAUUCCUCAUGAAGAAACGUCUGCUGUACCCUGCACUGGUCACUUUACUUGUUUCCACACUAACGUUUCCCCCCGGCUUUGGACAGUUUAUGGCAGGCAAGCUAACCCAGAAGGAGUCUCUGGUGACGUUACUGGACAACCGGACAUGGGCCAAACAGGGCAUCGCUGAGGAGUUUGACUACAUCGGACACUCUCAAGCCUGGAAACACCCGCAAGUCAACGUCUUCGUCACCCUGGUCCUCUUCAUCGUCAUGAAGUUCUGGAUGUCUGCCCUGGCCACCACCAUCCCAGUGCCCUGUGGAGCCUUCAUGCCAGUAUUUGUCAUUGGGGCCGCCUUUGGUCGUCUGGUUGGAGAAAGCAUGGCAGCCUGGUUCCCAGAUGGCAUUCACACAGAUGGCACCAUCUACCCCAUAGUGCCAGGAGGCUACGCUGUCGUGGGUGCGGCGGCCUUGUCCGGAGCUGUCACCCACACGGUUUCCACUGCAGUCAUCGUGUUCGAGCUGACUGGCCAGAUAUCCCACAUCCUGCCGGUGAUGAUAGCAGUGAUCCUGGCCAACGCUGUGGCCCAGUCCCUGCAGCCCUCCCUCUACGACUCCAUCAUCAGGAUCAAAAAGCUGCCCUACCUCCCAGAGCUGGGCUGGGGACACCACGAGAAGUACAAUAUUCGCGUGGAGGACAUCAUGGUGCGGGACGUGCGGUACAUCACGCUCAACUGCUGCUACAGAGACCUGCACAAUGUCCUGCUGACGGGCCACCUCAAGACCCUGGCACUGGUGGAAUCAGCUGAGUCCAUGAUCCUGUUGGGCUCCAUCGAACGUGCCCAGCUCCAGUCGCUGCUUUCCCAACAGCUUGGUCGCCCCAGAAGGCUAGAGUACAUCAGGGAACGGGCCGUCGCGGAAAAGAAACGCCUGUCUGUCUCGUCGAACCAGGGCAGCGAGGAUGGCAGCCAGCGGGUCAGCCAGGAGGUCCGCUUCCAGAUCUCUACUGAGGAGUCAACCUUCAGUCCUGUUCGUCCAGCUACUCCAAAGCCUCUCAAACCUGCACUGAAGAGAGCCUCUGUGGUGGAGCGGCCCACCGAGAUCCCCACCAGCCCUCAUGAUAAUUCAGGCAUCGCUUUAAAGAACCUGUUCUGUGCCAGUCCAGACGCAGAAGGCCUGGAGAAAAACAACAACAACUUGGAGAUCCCUAAGUCUCCUGAGCACAGGAGGCCGUCCAAACGAGUCCGGAUAUCCGUCGUGGAGCCACCACCCAGCUUAAAGAGUUUCUCUGGGGAUGACAGAGAUGUGGAGGAUGACAUGACUCUGAGAGAGAUUGCAGAAUGGGAGGAGAUGCAGCUUGAUGAGCAGGUCAACUUCAACAACUGCAAGAUCGAUCCCGCCCCAUUCCAGCUGGUGGAGCGUACGUCGCUGCACAAGACCCACACCAUCUUCUCCCUGCUGGGCCUUGACCACGCCUACGUCACCAGCAUCGGACGCCUCAUCGGGGUGGUUUCCCUGAAAGAGCUUCGCAAGGCCAUCGAGGGCUCUGUGACAGUGAAAGGCGUGAAGGUGCGUCCUCCUCUUGCCAGCUUCCGUGACAGCGGCACCAGCAGCAGCGAGAACGAAGCCACCGAGCUCCACAAGCUGUGGGAUCGCCACAAGAGCAUGUCACUGCCCAGGGAACACACCCCGUCCGAGUCUGAUGAGAAAUCCCAGUGAAGGAAAGUAGAGGAGGAAGGUGAGCAGGUGGAGGAGGAGGUGGAGGAGGAUGCAUUGAGAUCUUUAAAUCCCUUCCAAAGCCACAAACAUGCAAAAAUCCUCAGGGCUUAGGAUCUAUAUUUAAUUCUGGAAAGAGUUCUACUGCUACGCCAGCCUCUUCGUAACUCUCCUUUCUCUCCUCCAUCCACUUUGCUUCAUGGACCCAGUGCUUUCCCCGGGGGGGGGGGGGGGUCUUGCACUGACCAAGCCAGACACUCCGCGGGAGAGUGGAACACAACUCAACCUGUGCCCUGCUCUCAGUUUACCCUCGGGAACCAACAGCAGAGCGAAUGUGGAUUAGGGGAAAAAAGAAAAAGACACGUUUUGGUCAAAUCCAACAUCUGGGGACUGGGAAUGGGUUGAAAUCUUAAAAAAAGGGAUUUUUUUUUGUUUUUUGCAAACUUUGUUUAGCUUGUGUAUCUUUAGAGCCAGGAUCAAAGUUGUCUUUUGGAACACGUCUUCCAUUUCAGUAGAGGAAUUCAGCAACGAUGAUGAGGAAGAAUAACAUAUGUGUGUACUGUAAGAGUGAGUGUAUGACAUGAGAAAAUGUGAGUGUGCAUGGAGACUGGAGGUAGCAAACAACUAUUUCCUACACGAUUUUAUGUUUAUUGCCUGCAGGACACAUUUCAGUCUUUUUUUUUCCCCGCUUGAAUUGUUUCUGACUGAUCAGGUGGUCUGGGUUUAACUGGAAUUUGCCAUUUACUCUUCAGUCUGUCCCAUCGGCAAGCACUGGACUAAGGGGACAGAUGCCUCAGUUUUCUGUUCUUUUUCUUCUUUCCAUUAUUCCUCUUUUUGAUCAUCUCUUCUUUGCGAGUCUUAAUGGUCAGGUUGAGAGUACAGUCUAUGCAAGCAGACGUGCCUGUUGGCAGUGGCGGAAGCACCUGUAGCCCUUUUCCUAAUGUACACUCCUUUCAUACUGUAGCUACGGCCUUACACUACAAAGACACACAGAAACACGCACAAACAAAGACGGCGGCAGCGGCGAUGCACUCCGACAGUCGAGGUUUUCUGCUCCUCUAAAUAUAGCUCUUAAUAAGCGUUCCAGAGAAGGUUGGAGGCGGAUGGAAGAGGGCAGGAAGCGGGGGAGAGACGAAGCGCGGGGAGCAAAUGGAUGGCUGAAAGAAUGAAGACAUCAUUACCUAACCAGCUGCUCUGGGCUUUCUCAUCAAUCUGUCUUUGAUUUCCAUGUUAGCUAACGUCCAUUACUAUCUGAGACACACUAUCCUCACCCUACCAGCUAUGUGAUGUAAUGGUCGAGGGCUGAGGCAGACGCAGUUGUCGACAUGUACACCACCAGAUGACAGCAUGUGAGCGGCUUGAUUAAUGCAUGGCAAUAGCCUGAGUGAACCAUAGCGCGAUCCGGUGAGAUUAUCCAAUAAAAAAGCUACAGGAAAUCCAUAAAUGAGCGAGUAAAGAUUUAAAAUUUACCUUGUUUACCAGCAGAAGUCACCACGAAACGAUCACUCCAGCCACUCCAACCCAACAUGCUUGACCGAUAAAACCUGGAACUUGAGCCAUUAAAGUUUAAAUGACAACAUAGUUCCUGAUUCAGCAAGCAGGCUGGCAUGACAGAUAAUGUAUACGUGCUGUGUAUUUAAUAAUUCAUGUCAGCCAUAAUGCUUGAGGCUUGUCAGUGCACACUCUGCUCAUCGACAGAAGAACAUUGAUUUGUUUUCUCUCUCCUCUCCAUUUCCACUUCCACUUUUUUUUCUUUUAUGUGAGCUACUGACCCCAAACACGUCCUUGAAGUCACACUCCUUUCCUUACUUUUUUCUUUUUUUUAUCUUCUAAUUUUGUUGUCUGUUUCUUGAAAAUGGACAUCCGCUACUACCUAGAGAAUUAGCUCUCCUGUUUGGAUGCCUUAAAUAUGCACUCAUACUUCAUUGUAGUUUUUUCAACGUUGCAUCGCAUGGAUUUUAUUUUUGGUGGUGGUCUUGACUUGCUGGACGCCACUGAAAGUAAAAUACACAAAAAAAAAGAAAAACAGCAUGGCAUUGCAUGAUGGAGUGCAUGUGAGUUUGUUUUCUACGAUCGAAAUGUACCAAAAACAAAAGCUUGAUUGGAAUGAACAUGAGACGAGUGAAGAGUGUUGUGUCUCGGUAUGUUUGCCAUCUUGUGCCUGUAUGUUAUGUGUCUUUACAGUGUUUUAUUUUAUACUUCUAAUGUCGGAUUAUUUCACUUUGAUUGGCAUCUUCCAUUCAUCCAAUGAGCUUUAUUCAUUGCCUAAUUUUUGAACUCGGGGUGGAGUCUUUGGGUUAGCAAAGUUAAGCUUACAGAUUAAUAUAUUUAACAUCAUUCCUGUAAUAUAAAAUCAUAAUUUAAUGUCUUAACCAAUCUUUAAUUGUUGACUAUUCUCUUUUUGAAAGAGAUUUUGGGGGAUUUGUUUUGUUAUAUUUGUUGUAUUUGUUGUUUUUUCACAUUUGAUGAUUUUACAGUUUGAUUUUCUUUGUUUUUUUAAUCGUCUGAUAUAUUUCUACUAAGAUGUUUAUUUGUAAAGUGCAAAGAACACUAACAGGGUGAAGGCUCGCAAUGGUCGCCUGAUAGGAAAGCAAACAAGGAAAUGUAAUUGUGAAGCCAAAGCAGGUUAAUGUUGGAGGGACAUGUUCAUUCCACAAGUGCCUACAUUGACUCCUCUUCUUUAUCAAUAAGCAAUCGACACCGAAGUGUUUGGAUCUGGCUUUCCAGUCAUGUGGACGAGGCACUUUUCACACACACACAUACACAUUUACACAGAUAUGUAAGCGGGGUGGAUGUGCGAGCGCUGUGUGCAAUUAUCACCAUGGCAACCUGUCGCAACAAUCAUCGCCGUCGUCACACACACCUCUCCCCACAAUCUGCUCGCUCCUGACUGACUGAGAUCCACUCGUCUGAUUUGGUUCUGUCCAUUUGUUUGUGCUUUUCAUCGAUUUUUAUUAUUCCACCUCCGCAGACAUUUCAAAAUAUAUUUCAUUUUUCAUUUCUAACAGACAAACAUAGACUGAGGUAUUUAUUAGUCCGUAUUAAUCAGAGUAGAAGUUCUCAAAUGUUUUGUUUCCCAUUCUUUUUACAGACGAUCUCCUCGUAGGUAAUCGAUUUGUGCAAUAACGGUUGUUCAUCUCACUUUGUAACCCAGUUUUAAUUGAUGACAUGAAUGCAAGAUAACCUUAUUUUUGUAAAGAAACCUGAAAAGUGUAAAAAGAUGUAUGUAUAUGAGGAGAACCGACACUCACACAGGAGCUUGUCUGUGAUAAAGUGAUGUUUGAGUGAUGGCUAAAGGGGGAAGGUUUCCCAAAAGCCUCAAUUAAAGCUUCAAAUCAACAUUCAGAUAUUUAAGGGCACUGUCUGCAUCUUUUAGGUGUGGUUAAGCCUUUCUUUAUGAGGAAUAGCUUGGACUCUUUGGGAAACCUUCCCCGUCUGGUCUUAAAAUUCUCUGUGUGAAUCUGCUGCAUGGACUGUAGCUGGCGCUCUCAUACAAGCCCCUCCAAUCCACCCCCCAACUCUUAAGCACUGAUGCUGAGUCAGUUUUAUCAUGCUCCUCUCUAUCCUCUGCUUCAGUCUGAGAGGCUACGAUAAGACCAGAUUCUCACAUCAGCUGUUGCGGGUUAUCUUUUAUCCCCUCCUUGGGGCUCUUAGGGACUGUACAUAGUACAUACUGGAGGCCUCCACACACCCUGAGGGCCAAACCAGACGGAGCUGAUCAAAAAAUCCAGAGCCAUUUUUCACACAGAAAAAUUAAACAUUGUUUUGUAUAUCAGGGAUGAAUAAAUGAGAUUUUAACAAACAAA